GCAGGCGCUUCUCAAAGUGACAUCAGGAGCACCGCGCCCCCUCUCUGAUUAUAAAUGCGCCGUGGACGCCUGCACGAAGCCUCUCCCGAACUCAGACGACAGCUGUAGCCGAGACGGGCACUGCUGCGUAAAACCAUGGCACCAGCUGGCGCAAAAAAGAGCAUUCUGGAGCGUCUGGACGCAGGCGAGGUGGUCAUCGGCGACGGCGGCUUUGUUUUCGCCCUGGAGAAGAGGGGUUACGUCAAGGCCGGGCCGUGGACGCCCGAGGCCGCUGCCGAGCACCCGGAGGCCGUGCGCCAGCUGCACCGGGAGUUCCUCAGGGCCGGCUCCAAUGUCAUGCAGACGUUCACGUUCUACGCGAGCGACGACAAGCUGGAGAACCGAGGUCACACUCAGCGCUUCACCGGGCAGCAAAUAAACGAAGCAGCCUGCGACCUGGCCAGGGAGGUGGCCGACGAGGGCGAUGCCCUGGUGGCGGGGGGAGUGUCCCAGACCCCCUCUUACCUCAGCUGCAAGAGCGAGGAUGACGUGAAGGCCACGUUUAAGAAACAGAUCGACGUCUUCGUUCAGAAAAACGUCGACUUCCUGAUUGCAGAGUACUUUGAGCAUGUGGAGGAGGCAGAGUGGGCGGUCCAGGUGUUGAAGACCACCGGGAAGCCUGUGGCUGCGACGCUCUGCAUCGGGCCUGAGGGGGACCUGAAUGGCGUCAGCCCUGGAGACUGUGCCGUCAGACUCGUCAAAGCUGGUGCUCAGAUCGUGGGCGUUAACUGCCACUUUGACCCCGCGACCUGUGUGAAGACUGUGAAGCUGAUGAAGGAGGGCGUGGAGAAGGCCGGGCUCAAGGCUCACUACAUGAGCCAGCCUCUGGCCUACCACACUCCUGACUGCAACCGCCAGGGUUUCAUCGACCUGCAGGAGUUCCCUUUCAGUCUGGAGCCCAGGAUCCUGACCAGGUGGGACAUGCAAAAAUACGCCAGGGAUGCCUACGACGUGGGCAUCCGUUACAUCGGCGGCUGCUGUGGGUUCGAGCCCUAUCACAUCCGUGCCUUGGCGGAGGAGCUGGCGCCUGAGAGGGGGUUCCUGCCCGCUGGCUCUGAGAAGCAUGGCACCUGGGGCAGCGGCCUGGAGAUGCACACCAAGCCAUGGGUCAGAGCCCGGGCACGUCGCGACUACUGGGAGAAGCUGAAGCCUGCGUCUGGGCGUCCUUUCUGUCCCUCCAUGUCGACGCCUGACGGCUGGGGCGUCACCAAAGGCCACGCUGACCUGAUGCAGCAGAAGGAGGCCACCUCGGACGAGCAGCUCAAGGCUCUCUUUGAAAAGGCCAACAAAAGCCACUGAGCUCCCCUUUGAGGCCUCGCAGCAGAGGGGCGGCGUGUGAGAAGGACCAUUUGUACACCAUAUGCUAACAUGAUCAAAGUAGUUCUCAGCCAGCUGUGAAUGCACCCGAGCCAAACUAACAUUUCAGAAGUGCCUAAUGUCUCAGACUUGUGUAGCAAUAAACCUACGACUCAACAAAAAUUG
Molecule: messenger RNA, 1521 nt
Organism: Betta splendens (Siamese fighting fish)
Lineage: Eukaryota; Metazoa; Chordata; Actinopteri; Anabantiformes; Osphronemidae
Gene: bhmt
Product: betaine-homocysteine methyltransferase
Exons: 9
Coding region: 136-1338 (400 amino acids)
Molecular function (GO): zinc ion binding; betaine-homocysteine S-methyltransferase activity
Source: RefSeq, a predicted model, not a curated record